AUGUCAAUAGUUCAUGUACCUAAUACGAGGGAUUACUGGGGAGAAGUUACUGGUACUCAUCUGAUCAAGACAACAAUGACAGUGAAUCAGUAUGAGCAAAUACGUAAGUUUCUUCACUUCAAUGACAACAGUGCAAUGAUACCCAGGGGUGAAAAAGGUCAUGAUAGACUCUUCAAGAUAAGACCCAUAAUAGAAUUGAUGAGAUCUCGGUUUCAAACAAUACCUGUUGAGGAGUGUGUUUCUGUUGAUGAACAGAUAUGUUCAACAAAGGCUAGAAGUUAUUUGAAACAAUACAUGCCAAACAAGCCUCAUAAGUAUGGAUACAAAUUAUUUGUUAUUAGUGGCAUAUCUGGUUAUGCCUACGAUUUUGAGAUUUUCACUGGAGAUGAAAAUGAACCAGAAAAAAGAGUGACUGGGGAGGAAGACUUGGGAGCAAGUGCAAAUGUUGUAGUUCGACUCAGUAGGAUACUACCAAGAAAUAUGAACCACAAACUGUACUGUGACAAUUAUUACACAAGUCUGCCACUGCUUGUAUGGUUACAUAAACAAGGAAUUUACUCACUUGGGACAGUCAGAAGAAACAGAGUGCCAGACUGCAAGCUCCCUUCAGAAGCUGAGCUGAAGAAAAUGGCACGAGGUGCAUCAGUAGAGCGCGUCGCAACAGUGGAUGGUGUCGACAUAUCAAGUGUAGUGUGGAAAGAUAACAAGAGUGUGAUGUUGCUUUCUACACUUGCUGGACAGCAGCCUAUUCAUGAAGCAGGGAGGUAUGACAAAAAAAACAAAGUCAAGAAUAACAAUACCUUGUCCACAAAUAAUUAA
This is a messenger RNA of Schistocerca serialis cubense, 819 nucleotides long. RefSeq names its product piggyBac transposable element-derived protein 4-like. Bases 1 to 819 code for a protein of 272 amino acids. The record is from RefSeq and is a predicted model, not a curated record. The transcript has a single exon. NCBI's taxonomy places the organism in Eukaryota, Metazoa, Arthropoda, Insecta, Orthoptera, Acrididae.